CCCUCUCGGUGGCCGUGGACAGCAACAGGAACAAACAUGGCGGCGGGCGGAGGGGAGCUCCGCGGCUCCUGAAGGAAAACCGUUCGCCGCCAUGUACUCGGCCACCUCCUCUUCGUCGCCGCCGCCGCCGCCGCCGCCGCCACUCCUGUCACCCCCGCGGCGGGAUUUCAUCUCGGUCACGCUCAGCGGCGGCCAGUUCCAGGCGGCGGGCGGCGGCUACAACAACAGCAAGGCCUGGCGGCGGCGUUCCUGCUGGCGGAAAUGGAAGCAGCUGUCCCGCCUUCAGCGCAGCAUCAUCCUCUUCCUCUUUGCCUUUCUGGUUGUCUGUGGAAUCAGGACGUAUGCAAAUAUGGCUGACCCGUGGAAAAGUGCAACCAGUAGAUCUUUGGAGGAGCAGAAGGCUGACCUGGAGAUCCCUGGAUUGAAUCCAGCAAAUCAGGCCAUUCUCCCGAUACCCCAGAAAGCCGAUGCCAAUCUCAGGGACUUUUCACCUCAAAAACCUCCGAAACAGAUUCCUGCCCGGCGAGGGCCUCCGAAUCUGCAGAUCCGGCCACCUUGGAGGGAGGCGGAGGCCAAGUCCCCGGAAGAAGCUAUCGGAGCAGAGGGAAAUCCUGGCCAGGCAGGUCAGGUGCAUAACCUGGAUAAGCCCGUCAUUAGUUGGAGGGGAGCUGUGAUUGAGCCCAACCCGAGCCCCGAGCCGCCUUCCAAGAAAAUAAACCAUCCAGGCAGGCCUUCUGCCGUGGCCUCCGAAGACCAGAAAGAACCAGUGGCCCUCAAUAAUCGCCAGCUGGCGGUGAUCGAAGCCUUUCGCCACGCCUGGAAAGGUUACAAGGAGUUUGCCUGGGGUCAUGACGAGCUGAAGCCCAUCUCCAAGUCCUUCAACGAAUGGUUUGGCCUUGGACUGACGCUCAUUGAUGCGCUAGACACCAUGUGGAUCUUGGGCUUAAAGGCAGAGUUCAAAGAAGCCCGAGAGUGGGUGGCCAAGGAGCUGGACUUCAAGAAGGACGUGGAUGUCAAUCUCUUUGAGAGCGCCAUUCGUAUCCUGGGGGGCCUGCUGAGCACCUACCACUUGUCUGGGGACAGCCUCUUCUUGGAAAAAGCGAAAGAUAUCGGGAGCAGGCUCAUGCCAGCCUUUAACACCCCUUCCAAGAUUCCCUUUUCGGACGUCAACAUUGGGAAGGGCACAGCCCACCCCCCACGCUGGACCUCUGACAGCACUGUGGCCGAGGUGACCAGCAUCCAGCUGGAAUUCAGGGAGCUCUCACGCCUGACCGGCGAAGAGAAAUUUAAGAAUGCUGUGGACAGAGUGAUGAGACACGUCCACUCCCUCUCUGGCAAGAACGACGGCCUGGUGCCCAUGUUUAUCAACACCAACAGCGGGCAGUUCACCCAUCUCGGGGUUUACACCCUGGGGGCUCGAGCUGACAGCUACUACGAGUAUUUGCUCAAGCAGUGGAUCCAGGGAGGGAAGAAGGAGAACGAGCUCCUGGAAGACUACGUGAAGGCUAUUGAGGGCGUGAAGAUGCACCUGCUCCGGAAAUCCUAUCCCAAAAGGCUGAGCUUUGUUGGGGAACUCGCUCACGGUCGUUUCAGUGCGAAGAUGGAUCACCUGGUCUGCUUCUUGCCUGGGGUCCUGGCCCUCGGCGCUCACAACGGGCUUCCUGCAGAUCACCUGACCCUGGCGGCGGAGCUGGCAGAAACCUGCUACCAGAUGUACGUGCAAGUAGAGACCGGGCUGAGCCCCGAAAUCGUCCACUUCAACAUGCAUCCGCAAAAGGACCGGAAGGACGUGGAAAUCAAGGCCGCCGAUAGGCACAACUUGCUGCGUCCUGAGACGGUGGAGAGCCUCUUCUACCUGUAUCGGUUCACCGGCGAUAAGAAGUACCAGGAUUGGGGCUGGGAGAUCUUACAGAGUUUCAAUCAAUACACCCGGGUCCCGACCGGCGGCUACACGUCCAUCGACAACGUCCAGAACCCCAGCAAUCCGGAGCCAAGAGACAAGAUGGAGAGCUUUUUCCUGGGCGAAACCCUCAAGUACUUUUUCUUGCUCUUUUCGGAGGAUGUGAACUUGAUCAACCUGGACCAGUACGUCUUCAACACGGAGGCCCACCCGCUCCCCAUCUGGCCAUCGGCAUAAACCGAAGCCGGGCGUCUGCUGUUCCCAGGUAUCCUUCCGAAAACUGCUUCCUGCAUGGGUUCCUCUUCCAGUUGGAGGCCCCAGAGGACUGUUGACUUCAACUUGCAAGCAUAUUUGGGGUGGGGUGGGGGCCUGGAGGGCAAGGAAGCAGCGGGUCACAGAGCUUUUAUCCCCAGAGCGGAUUCUGCCCGCUAGGAUUUCUGUGACGCCUCUCGUGCUUGAAAAGUUCCCCCUGGAAAGUUGGGCUUAAAAACCGAGCAACUAACUACCCUUCUCUCUCUGGCUUUUAACUACCAGCCACAGAGGAAGCUGCUCACUAAAGGUGCGAACUCGGCUGCAUUUACACCGAAACAUGGAACAAAGGCUCGUUUCCUUCUGCUUUGUUGUGGUCUUUGUCUGUCAGGACAAGAGCAACCUGCAGGAUAAGAGGUGGUCUCUGGCCUGGGGAGGGGCUGCCCUUUCAUACCAGUCCUUCCGUUCUCUGUCUUUCCGCCCAUUCCUUAGCCUUCAUGGCCCUCCCUCCUUCUUUCCAGUCACUCAAUCUCAGCACUUUAAAGUGGGGGCAGAGAGAAGAUUCAUGGGACAAUCUUCCCCGGUUUUGCUGGGACUGAUUUUUUUUUUUUGUAUUUGGGGACCUCCCUGCGCCCUUCGUGCUUGCUGCUGCUGCUGCCUGGUCACAAUGCUGUUGCGGCUGGAACAGCUACUUUAAAUCCCAGCCCAGCAGAGGAUGGGGAGACUAACUGGCACAGAGGGGAGCUGCACCGCUGGAGCUGUGGGAGGGGAAAUCCCGGCGGGAUUGUUUUCUGCGAAAGUGGCUUCAGAGGGACUGGUGAUCCCGGUUCUUUUUUGUAUGCCACUCCUGACCCCCAAAAAAUGCAUAUUUCCCAAGACUCUGGCGUUUGGUGCUACCUAAAAGAUGGGACAGUGCAAUGACCAAGAGCCCGAAUGCAAGAAAACGGUUGCUUGGAUCUCUUGGCGCACGCCUCGAACUCGGUUCCUUCUCCCCUGCAAUAUCACAAGGUGGGUGACUCUCACAAAGGGAGAGAACCAAAUGCUUUGAACAGUGGAAGCACAAUAGUAUCACAAUAGGAAAGAUUUCUUUCCAAUCUUCUUACUGUAACUGUGGACUUCUGGAGAACUUCACUGUUGCCACGUUCUUGUAAAUGGUCUUUUGUUUGCUGUUGUGGCCACAAAGUCCCAACUGAAUUUGUUUUUUGGGGGGGGAGUGGUCCUGGCUUUCGAGGGGGUGCUUGCAAGGCACUAUUAUAUGGUUUCCUGUUCCCCCCCCCCUUUAAACAGACCCUGGAAUUUAAAAGCCAUACUGUAAAUCCCCAGUUUUGGGAGGCCGACACUUUACUUUGAACUGGUGCCUUCUGGUUUCAAGGGGAAAGAGAGAAGGGUUGGGAUGGCCACGUCCCUGAAGGCGAGCAUUUCUUCCAGCAAACAAAGCCUGGAGCUGGGCUGCAGACCCUCCGAGUCUCUUUCAGACAAGCCACCUAGGACGUUUGUUUCCUGGAUCCUUAGAUCCCGGGGAUGCUGAUGCUGAGAUCCUGGUUAGACAGUGAACAAUGCCCCACCCCACGCACAGAAUUGUUAUGCUAUUUUGUUUACCGGUGCACAAUCCUGAAUUCCCACUUGCCUCGGAGGCUGGAAUGUUGUCCUAAUUUUGGAAAUUUCAAGAGAAAUUUGCCACAUCAGGAAAACCUAGCUCCGUUUUCAUGUUUGUCUUACGCAGCCAAAUCGGGACACAUUCCGCGUGAUUUUCCUGCCAUCUUUAUCAUGGCCAGUUCAUCUCAUGUCUUAAGAGCAGAUGACGGAGUCUUAAAUGAUCAGGCAGCAUUGGACAAUUGGCUGUAAGCGGACCGGCAGGGAGGGCUUGUGGCUGUCAAACUUGGUAGAGAAGCUGGCUAUUGUGAGGAGCACCCUGUGUGCUCCCAUCAUUCCCUCUGCAUAAUUAUUUCAAAUUACCUUUUUUUCCCCCCUCCCAAGAAGAGGCAGCCUUGCUGAAGCCUUGUUGGUCCAAAGUAUUUGUAAAGUAGAAUGGAUUCCUUUUGCGAACGGUCCAGAAAUGUGACUUGCCUUUUUGCAAAGGGAAGGGAAAAAAUCUCCAAAAUGAAAGCGAAUCUUAAAAGUGAUUUUGGCUGGGAAGUUAAUCUGCAGAAUUUUACUCC
Molecule: messenger RNA, 4308 nt
Organism: Ahaetulla prasina
Lineage: Eukaryota; Metazoa; Chordata; Lepidosauria; Squamata; Colubridae
Gene: MAN1B1
Product: mannosidase alpha class 1B member 1
Exons: 14
Coding region: 92-2137 (681 amino acids)
Biological process (GO): N-glycan processing; carbohydrate metabolic process
Cellular component (GO): endoplasmic reticulum; membrane
Molecular function (GO): calcium ion binding; mannosyl-oligosaccharide 1,2-alpha-mannosidase activity
Source: RefSeq, a predicted model, not a curated record